Molecule: messenger RNA, 1263 nt
Organism: Stylonychia lemnae
Lineage: Eukaryota; Ciliophora; Spirotrichea; Sporadotrichida; Oxytrichidae
Source: the annotation of a GenBank genome assembly
AUGAAGAAAUUUAACAGGAAAUUAGAGAACUUCAUUACAUCAUAAGAUUAAUUUGGAUAGCAGAUAUCUUUUACAUACAAAAAUAGCUCGAAUUUUUAAUCUUUAUUUGGUGGAAUAGUCACUCUGAUUUUUAGGGUUGGUAUCCUUAUAUUCUUGAUAACAGAGGUUAUUAAAGUAAUUUAGAAAAAAAGUACAAUCACGAGUUCAUAUUUUACAAGAAAUCUUGCUCUUGAUACCAGGCACAUAGAUGCAAACGAGGAAAUAUUUGAUAUUGGUUUAAACAUCUUAUCAGUUAAUAAAACAGUUGAAUAGAAUUUUCAAAGAUUUAUUGAUGUUCAAAUUUCUUAAACAAGCUUUGAAUGGGUUAAUAAUAGUUAGGAUUAUGUUUCUACUGACAAACCAUAUACUCUCGGUAAGUGUGAUAAGGGCAGAUUUCUGGGAGAAACUGUUCAAACUUAGAGCCUAGGAAUACCUGAUACAUAUUAUUGUCCUCAAAAUUUAAAAACAACUUUUCAAGGAUAAUUUUCAACCAGAAAAUCUCAAUACUUAACAAUUGAAGUAAAAAAAUGUAAUAACCUUAAAAAUCCCUCUGUAAAAUGCGCUAGUGAAGAAGAGAUAAAGAAAGCAUUCGAUUUGAUAGAAAUUAACAUUGUAAUCACCAAUCAGUUUAUUGAUGUCAAUGAAAAAUAUAAAAAUCCAGUGAAAACAAUACUGAAAAACUUCUAUGCUACUUCAAAAGAAGGACUAAAUCAAGCUUAUUAAUUAAAGUUCGGAUAGAAUUUUCUUAUUUAAAGUACUUCCUCAUUUUCCAAUUAAUUUGGCCAGGAAAAUAUCACUUACUAUACAGUUAGAAAUGAUGUGAUGUAAAUAAAUGCAUACGAUGAUAAAUUCUCAUAAACUUUGCUGGCAUUUUACAUUCAACUUGAUGAUACUAUAAUAACUACGAACUUAGAAAUAUAUACAGUGUCAGAUGCUCUUUCAAGCACAGGAGGUUUAAUUGGAAUUGUAACAAUCAUUAUAAAAAUAAUGGUCAACUAAAUCUAAAAAGAUCUGUAUGAACAGUCAUUAGUCAAAGAUCUUUUUUAGAUAUAAUAGGACAAGUCUGGUUCGAUAAAUGAGCCAAAGUAAUCAUAAGUUCAAGAUCAAAAUUUAAAUCUUAAAUCUGUAACCUCGGAAGAAUAAUUUUAAAGUUAGUUAAGUUAAUUACAUACUGAUAGAAAUUAAGGAAGACUUAGAUAAAUAUUAAUCAAUAUCAAAUGCUGA